AUGGAGACAAAGGUGAAGAAGGUCACCUUACCCGACCCUUGCUGCCCGCGCCGCGUCCUCGACGCUAUUGAUCUAUUUGCUAAUAUCUUCGUGCAGGAGCCCGGCACCGAGUCCUCGUUCAAAUACCGUACGAAGGCUAUCGGGAAGCCGCAGCGCAAGAAGGUCGAAUAUAACAACAUCCCUACGGACUGCUCUGAUCUCGAGAUCCAGGACAAGGCGGACUACUAUCGCGACGUCGCCGAAACCAAGACGAACCCCAUCAAGCUGAAAUUCGAAAAGUACCAGCUCGCCGCCGCAGAACAACAGCUCCCCACGAUUAGGCGCAUCCUUCACCUCACUAACAACGGGUAUCUUUACGUCGAAAUGUGUUUCUCCGAGGGAGGUCUCUAUCCCCCGCGCCCCACGGAACCUACCGUCGGCAAGAAUGUUCCAGAAAGCGACUACGACCGUUCGGUCGCCGUUGCCAUGACCGCCGUCCGCAACUGCCUCCAGGACAACGUCGAAGAGGAAGGACUCGCUGUCGCCUUGGCCGAAUUCCAGAAUAAUCCUCCGUGGGGCCUGCACAUUGGGAAAGCGGUGCUCGAGAGAGCAGCUCAACAUGACAACAAGUUCUGCUCUAUUGCGCGGACACUGGAACCACCAUACCCGACAUGCACUCUGGGGUCUAAGACGCUGACAUGA
Peniophora sp. CBMAI 1063 is the source of this 681-nucleotide messenger RNA. NCBI's taxonomy places the organism in Eukaryota, Fungi, Basidiomycota, Agaricomycetes, Russulales, Peniophoraceae. The record is from the annotation of a GenBank genome assembly.